Messenger RNA from Momordica charantia (bitter melon), 1166 nucleotides. NCBI's taxonomy places the organism in Eukaryota, Viridiplantae, Streptophyta, Magnoliopsida, Cucurbitales, Cucurbitaceae. The record is from RefSeq and is a predicted model, not a curated record.
CCAGAGGCGUUGAUAGCAUCUCCAAAACUCUCUUUCUAUCUCUCUCGUCACUAUACAGCGAUUCGGUUUCCAUUGUCUCGGCUUUGAUCUGUAUGAGAGCGGAGCACGAUAAUCAUCCAUUGGCAAUCAAAUUCAAGCAACAAUUCCUGGCGAGAAUGUCGAAGCAGCUCGCAGCUCUGUUCGCCAUUGCAGCCCUUCUUACAAUGUCCGUUCUGUUGUCUUCCCAAGCUCGUCCAAUAACCACAUUCAGCGCCAAUUCUGUCGAAAUCGCGCAUCCGGAUUCGAAAGAUCGGGUUCAUGAAGACGGAUGCGAUGAACGAGCGGAAGAUCAGGACUGCCUGAAUAGAAGAACAUUAGAGGCUCAUACCGAUUAUAUCUAUUCAGGUGAGACCAAGCCAACAUCUUUUGUGCAAGACAUGGGAGUGAAGCUCUACCUGAUUCUCCUCCUCAUCCUCCCUGUAGCGGUGGUGCCUCAUUCCGGAACCAUCAACAACAUCGCCGUUUCAUCCUCCGGCGGCACCUUAUCCAGAGAAUUGAGCCCACGAAACCUGAUGGGCCGUAGUCUGGUUCAAAAGGGGAAGUAUCUGAGCUACGCGGCGCUGAAGAUGAACAGUCUCCAAAUCAUCGAAAAGGGAAGGGAGAGAGAAGCCAAUAGCAAUUCGGUUUCCAUUCCCUUCUCCACAGUCUGUACAAGAAAGAACGAUAAUCAAUUGACAAUGACGAAGCUCGCAGCUCUCUUCACCAUUGUCGCACUUGUUCUUACAAUGUCCCUUCUAACCUCUUCCGAAGCUCGUCCGACCAUCGCCACUUCCGUCAAAAUCGUCAAUCCGGAUCCUGAAGAAACGGUUAAUGGAGACAUAUGUGAUGAACAAAACCCGGAUGAAGACUGCCUCUUCCGAAGAACACUAACGGCUCAUACUGAUUAUAUUUAUACGGAAACCAAGCCGAAGCGGGAGUGAACCUGGCGAUUCAACCCGGUUGCGGUGUGCACGGUGCAGUUGCCUUAACAAGAAUGACUUGGGAAUUGUGGCUGUUUUACCCCUUAAGUCAAUUGAUUAUUUCAGGAUAUAUAUUAUAACAUCCUCGUUUGAUGUUAGUAUUUAUUCACCUGAAAAAGGUUCUUGCUUUGCAGCAAAAUAUUAAUAAAUAAAUUCCUUCUUUAUCUA